AUGAACGGUCUCUCCAGAAGACAAGAUUGGGAUGACAGUUACGACGACGACGACGACAAUCAUAAUGGGCACUGGUGGGGCUAUUCGUCCCAGGCUGAAGCAGUCAAAUGGGGUGUCGUUGGGCUCAUUCUCUUGAUCAUCUUCAUAUAUCUCGUUGGAGGCGCCCUGCAUGCAAAGAGGUGGGCAAACAUCAAUCAUUACGAAUACAAUUAUGCACUAACGUCAUUUAAGUGGCUUGUUUCUCGACAUCAAAGAGCUCGUUUCGAACAGCCACCCGUCUCCAUGUACCAACAGGGCUACGGACAUCCUGCAUACGGACAAGAAUAUCCAAUGCAGCCUUAUCCACCACCACCGCCGCCUUAUAACGCGCAGCAACCACCGCCUCCAGUUUAUCAGCCACCAAUGGGAGCAUCCAAGACGGAUCCAAAUCAGACAUUUGGGACGCCUCCGUCCGGACCACCUCCUAGCUGGCAAAGCGGAGGAGAGUCUUCGAGUGCUGCUCAGAAUGCACCUUUGCAUCAGCCCUCGGCAGGUGGCUCCAGUGGACCAAUAAACCCCGUCGAGACCCCAAAGCCCAGCUUCGCAUCUAAGUUGAAUUUGUUCAAGCGAGGCUAG
Molecule: messenger RNA, 615 nt
Organism: Bacidia gigantensis
Lineage: Eukaryota; Fungi; Ascomycota; Lecanoromycetes; Lecanorales; Ramalinaceae
Exons: 2
Coding region: 1-615 (204 amino acids)
Source: RefSeq, a predicted model, not a curated record